AUGUCUGCACGUGGCUCUUUGUUCUUCCUUGCUGCGAACGCCAUUGGCACUCUCGGUAGCCCUGUCGCCGUACGCGAUGUCGCACCUGCUGCCGCUACCGUUUCCACGGAUUCGUCUGGUGGAGUUCCGCUUUUCCCAAAAGAGGCAGUGCAACUCACUGACGCGGCCCUGAAGAUGGCUGAUAGCCAGACCACUGGGGUCGACGUGGCUGCUAUCUUUGGCUUUGACGGUGGUGAGGACGCCACAACUGUAGCAAAGCGUGCAAUCAAGAGCGGCCAAUGCAAAGCUUUUCCGGGCGACUCGAAGUAUCCAAAGGAGUGGAUGUGGUCCAUCUUCGACCUUUGCCAUACAUUACUGGAUACUGUUCUGACCUUUGUGAAAAGCACGAGUGACCCAACUUCGAUGAUGUGGCCGCUCUUCCAAGGCCGUACAUGCAUGCCUACCGACGACCCCAGUGGCACAUGUACGCUAGGCGCCUAUGCAUCCUACUCGAUCGACGUCAAGAACGUCGCCCAAGUGCAGCUUGGUGUGAACUUUGCGCGCAACAUGAACCUGAGGUUGACCGUUAAGAACACUGGACACGAUUACAUUGGGAAGUCGUCUGGCGCAGGUGCCCUUAAUCUUUGGACGCACAAUCUCAAGGAGAUCCAGUUCAUCAAGCAGUACAAGUCGGCUGAAUACAAUGGCCCAGCUUUCAAAGCUGGCGCUGGUGUCCAAGGGUUUGAGAUCUUGGAAGCUGCUCGCGAACACGAUGUGACAGUCAUGACUGGUAUCUGUGAAACUGUUGGAUGGAGUGGUGGUUAUGUCACCGGAGGUGGUCACUCACCUCUCGCAUCCAUCUACGGCAUGGCCGCUGACCAAGUUCUCGCCUUCGAGGUCGUCACCGCAGAUGGACGCUUCGUGACCGCGUCUGACUCCAAAAACUCGGACCUCUUCUGGGCUCUUCGCGGAGGAGGUGGUGGAACCUUCGGCGUUGUGACUUCGGUUAUUGCUAAAGCUCAUCAGAGAAUCCACGUUACUAAGUCUGUCUUUUCUUUCCAGGCCCCAGUCAACGACUCUGCCAACUUCUGGAAGGGCAUCAACGCUUACAUGAAGCGCUUCCCUGAGUUCACCAACGCUGGCACCUAUUCGUACUUCUGGAUCUGGAACUACGGUACGACACUCGACUUCCAGAUGACUCCCUUCUUUGCGCCAAACCACACUAUUGAGUCCUUCAAUGCGCUUACGAAGGACUUCUUCGCCGACCUCAAGUCUGUCAACAUCUCGGUAACUCCCAACACGACCUACCACGACGACUUUUACUCUGCCAACAAAGGCUCAUGGGGUGCGGAUACGCUCGGUGUGACCACCAUUCGUCAAGCUACCCGUCUCUUCCCCAAGAGCCUUUGGGCAACCGAAGAGAAGUUCAACUCUUUCUACACCACUAUCAAGGACACAGUGAUGAACGGUCAUACGGUCGGUGGUUACCACAUGGCUCCGGGUAACCCUUUUAAGGUUGACAAUGCUGUCAAUGAAGCAUGGCGUAACACCCAGUCUUUCUUGAUCACCGCGAACAUGGUUCCUGAGAACGCGACGCCCGCUCAAUUGAAGGAAGCAUCCGACUACCUUACGUACAACAUCAUGGACUCGUGGCGCGCAGUCGCUCCAGCGUCCGAGGGUGGCGGUGUCUAUCUCAACGAGGCAGAUAUCCAAGAGCCAAACUGGCAAACCGACUUCUAUGGUGCAAAGCAUUACCCGAAGCUGCUCGCUAUCAAAAAGAAGUGGGAUCCGAAGGGCGUCUUCUACGCCACCACUGCUGUCGGCAGUGAGGACUGGGAAGUUAGGGAUGGCGAGCAAGGUACUCAAACUCAAAACGGUCGCUUGUGCCGUGUAUAA
This is a messenger RNA of Alternaria rosae, 1875 nucleotides long. RefSeq names its product FAD/FMN-containing isoamyl alcohol oxidase-like protein MreA. NCBI's taxonomy places the organism in Eukaryota, Fungi, Ascomycota, Dothideomycetes, Pleosporales, Pleosporaceae. Gene Ontology annotation, molecular function: FAD binding; oxidoreductase activity. The transcript is spliced from 3 exons. The coding region runs from base 1 to 1875 and encodes 624 amino acids. The record is from RefSeq and is a predicted model, not a curated record.